Molecule: messenger RNA, 3450 nt
Organism: Teleopsis dalmanni
Lineage: Eukaryota; Metazoa; Arthropoda; Insecta; Diptera; Diopsidae
Exons: 2
Coding region: 1-3450 (1149 amino acids)
Biological process (GO): proteolysis
Molecular function (GO): nucleic acid binding; aspartic-type endopeptidase activity; zinc ion binding
Source: RefSeq, a predicted model, not a curated record
AUGGAUCCAUCAAAAUUAUUAGCUCUGCUAAAACAGCAAAGAGCAAUAUAUGACGAUGUUAAGAAUAUCGAGAAGAAUAGCAGCAAACGUGAGUUGCGUGCGAAUACAAUAAAAGAACGUUUAGAUAAAGUACAAGGAUUAUGGAAUCAAUUUAAAGAUAAUCACGAGAAAAUACUCUUAACGGAGAAUAAGGAAGACAAAUAUUUUAAAGAGGACUUUUACAAUACAGUGCAUCAAAAAGUGAUUCAGGUGAAAACAAUGCUCGAAGAAAUAGUUGAAAGCAAAGAUAGAAAUGCAGAAUCUGUUGAAAGCAAAAGUGUAGACGAGAAAAUAACGGAAAGUCAAAUUGAGAAAAAUAAAAUCAACAAUCUAGUAGAGCAAUAUAACAAUAACAUCGCAAGGUUAAGACAGAUGUUAGAAAAUCUUGACCAUUAUGAUACUGUCACGCGAUUGGAACAACUUAAUGGAAUCUGGAAAAGAAAGUUCGAAGACAUUAGAAGUAUCUAUAAGAAGCUGGUUAUUGAAAUGUCGUACAAUGAAGUAGACAUUCUGAAUGAUUAUGAUGAGGUUGAAGACCAAUACGAUAAGGCGUUAGAUGAAUUAGCCAAUAAAAUGGAAAAAUUACGUGAGGGGAACAACGUUAAGCUUGACUGCAUUAGAAUCCCAAAUUUCAACGGUAAUAUUGAAGAAUGGUCGUCUUUUCAUGAUCUAUAUAAAAGGCUUAUCCAUGAGGAUGGAAAAAUUUCGAAUGUUGAGAAAAUGUAUCGACUCAAAACAUUAGUAAAAGGAGAAGCAAGCAAGCUGAUACAACAUCUACCGGUGUCGGAAUUGAAUUAUGCUGUAGCUUGGGAGAUUUUGUCGCAAAGGUACGAAAAUGAAAGAAUGUUGUUUACAAUAUUGGUCGAUAAAUUGCUCGAUCAACCAUCUGUAUAUAAUGAUUCAGCGUCAAGUUUGAAAAAGUUGCUUGACACAUCGAUAGAAUGUAUCCAGGGGCUGAAGGCAAUGGGUAUAAAAACGAAUGAAGCAGAUCCAAUAAUAGCAAGGAUUAUAAUCAGGAAGUUGGAUAAGGAAGGAUUACGGCUAUAUGAGCAAAAUAUAAAAAGGACAAAGGAGAUUCAAAAAUUGGACGAUGUAUUACAGUUUCUGGAGCAGCAAUACCAAGCAGCAGAGGCGAUUAAAUCUAAGAAACAAACUAAUAAUGUAAAGUCUUUUCAAAAAACAACAGCGACAACUAUAGUAGCAAAUGAUUACCAGUGCUUUUACUGCAACAAAAAAGGACAUAUGGCAUUAAAGUGUUAUGAGUUUCUAAAGCUACAAGUCAAGGACAAAAAUACAUGGGUAAAAGACGCUAAAAUUUGUCGCGUCUGUUUAUCGCAUAAAACUACAAAAAGAUGCAAUAGUAAGACAAAAUGUCAAGAAUGUGGGAAGUGGCAUAAUACUCUUUUGCACAUUAAUUCAGGGCAAAAUAAUAACACAUCAACAUUAACAAUGAAUACGGGCACAGCAGAAAAUGUGUUACUUGCAACGGCGCAAGUGCGCGUAAAAAGUGUUCAAGGUGAGAUGAUUAUGUUAAGGGCACUAAUUGACCAAGGGUCGCAAACUACAGCUGUAUCAGAAGAAGCGGCACAAAUAUUAAAUUUGCCAAGGAAAAAAGUAAAAAUGGAAGUGCAAGGGUUUGGAGGAACACCGGUUGGCGUUGCAAAGGCAAAAAUAAAUCUUCAAAUUCACCCACGAUUCACCAGUAAAUAUAAAAUAAAUGCAGAAGCAUUAAUUUUACCAUCAUUGGUAUCUUGUCAACCGGAUAAAACCUUUAGCUAUAAUAUAGAUAAGUGGGAAAAUAUGACCUUGGCGGACCCAAAUUUUAAUAAAUCCGAUAGAAUUGACAUAAUCAUAGGAAGCGAUCUUUACGGAGAAAUUCUUGAAGGCGGUCUACUUAAAAAAGAUAAAAUAUUGGCGCAAUCAACAAAGUUCGGCUGGAUAUUAUCAGGUAUUUUACAAGCAAAAAGAAGCAUUAAAGGAUUCAUCUCUUCCAACGUCGUCAACAUAGAGAAAUUUUGGGAAAUAGAAGAAAUUCCAGAGGAUGAAGAUUCAUCAGAAGACGGAUAUUGUAUGAAAAAUUAUGCUGCGACAACUACCAAAAAUGAAGAUGGACGAUUUGUAGUUGAGUUACCUUUCAAAGAAGAACACCAACUUGGCGACUCAUACAAAAUGGCGAUGGCACGAUUCAUAAAUUUGGAAAGAAAAUUACAGGCAAACCCAUCAUUAAAGAGAGAAUAUGUCGAAUUCAUGAAACAGUAUCUAGCUGAUGGGCAUAUGAAAAGAGUAAGUUCAAAAAGACAGGGAAAAUAUUAUCUACCUCACCAAGCAGUAGUAAGAGCGAAUAGUAUCACUACUAAGGUGAGAGUAGUUUUUGAUGCUUCGGCAAAGACCACGAAUAAAAAUAGUUUAAAUGAUGUAUUAUAUGUUGGCCCAAGGUUGCAAAGGGAUAUCUUUGAUAUAUUGUUGAAGUUUCGACUGAAAAAAUUUGCCAUAGUUGCUGACAUAGAAAAAAUGUAUAGGCAAAUAUGGGUGAGUAAAAAUGAUCAGAAAUACCAACAUAUUUUGUGGAGAAGCGAGAUUAAUCAGCCAAUUGAAGAAUACAAGUUAACAACUGUAACUUACGGUAUUGCCCCUGCUUCAUUUUUAGCUAUAAGAACUUUAUUUGAAAUAGCAAAUGAAUGUCAGGAUAAUCACAUAUCGAAAAUAAUUAAAGACGAUUUUUAUAUGGACGAUCUUCUAACUGGCGGUGAUACAAAAGAAGAGUGCAAAAGUGUUCGGCUAAGGAUAUCGGCACAUUUGGAGAAGUAUGGAUUUCAUUUGAGAAAAUGGUGCUCAAACAGCAUGGAUAUAGUAGAAACGGUGGAAAAAUCAAAAGACAAUGAGGUCAUUGAUAUAGAUAAAGAAGAAAGUAUAAAAACGCUUGGCUUGCAAUGGAAUCCUAACAAUGAUAUAUUCAUGUUUAAGAUAGCAGAAAGUAGAGACGUCUAUAUAACAAAAAGAAUGGCAUUAUCGUAUCUAGGUAAAAUAUUUGAUCCAUUAGGACUAUUGGCUCCAGUUACAGUAUUGGUUAAGUUAUUUGUGCAGAAGCUCUGGAUAAGUAAUUUAGAUUGGGAUAUGAAAUUAAAUGAAGAAAUGAUGAAAGAAUGGAAAAACAUUGUGCAGAACUUAGACGCAAUACAAACAAUCAGAAUUGAGAGAUGGGUAGGAGUUACCGGAAAUGAUGAAAUAUGCCUGGUGGGGUUCGCUGACGCAUCGGAAAAGGCCUACGCAGCAAUAGUGUCAAGAGUAAAUGAAAUAAGCUCGUUAAUUCCAAGCGCCAAUUGGUUUUAUGUGCGAUCAAAGGAAAAUCCAGCAGACCUAGCAUCCAGAGGAAUUCAGCCGGAAAAGUUAGAGAACCAAUCUGUGGAGUAG